This is a messenger RNA of Diabrotica balteata, 3027 nucleotides long. The record is from the annotation of a GenBank genome assembly. Lineage: Eukaryota; Metazoa; Arthropoda; Insecta; Coleoptera; Chrysomelidae.
AUGAGUUUUCUGAAUUCCUUGCAGGAAUACGUGAGCAACAGCGUAGCCGGAUUGACUUUAAAAAGUCCAAAAAGAUUUUCGCUCUCUCGAACCGAAACAGCAGCCGAAGCUGCAGCUGUACCGUCGGGUUCCCGCAGCAACUCAGCAGAUGGCAACGCUCCAGGUUUUCCGAAAGUUAUUCCUACUCCGGGUGCCGUCGCCCUCGUCCAACGUCGCAAAAGUAAUCUGGAGUGUCCGAUUCCCGUAAGCCCUUCGCGUCGACCGGGCUCGUUUCGGCAAAAAUCACCGCGUGCUACUCCCGAUAAGCAAAUCACUUUUUGCUGCAGAAGAACCAGUUGGCCGGAGGUUGACGUCAACGUUAAAUCUGGAAUUCAAGAAACUGAUUGUUCGUACUUCGAAAGUUUUACCGCUCUAGCCUGGGAACAAGAAAACCAAAGAUUAAAUCUACUGAAACUAUCCGAUGCCUCAACAUCUGAAGCCCCAGUUCCCGAACCCGACCUGGGGAUCUCACCGAUUGACUAUAAUUUAUCUCACGACGAAAAGCAGAAACUCUAUGUCGAGAUGCUUUACACCAUCGCAAAUACGGUUGGCGCCCCUGCCCCAGGAGGUCAAUACGCACAUUUUAAAGAGGAUCUCUAUCUUUAUGGGCAAAGGGCAUUUGGCAUGCCUCCUGAUAGGCACUAUCAUAUGCUGAACGUGGCCGGGGAGGAACAACCCCCGAUCGUCGUCCUUAGUGUUGUCGUUAUUGAAGCCGAGGGACUAGAAGCGAAGGAUGCCAAUGGAUUCAGCGAUCCGUAUUGCAUGUUGGGCAUCCAACCGAGAGCGGCUCCAUCAUCUCCCCAACCGUCAACCUCCAGCCGGACGCUUUCUGACGUCGGCUGCGGCUUAAGCAACGAUAAUCCCCUAUCGGUGAAUCAGGGAGUCGGCACGAGUGGCAGCGGCAACGAAAAGCUGCGGAAGCACCACAGCUUCAAGCUGAGCUUCAAAAGAAAAGAUGGCAGGGUCCGAGAACAAAGGGACAGUAUCGGCGGUGCACUGCCCGCGAAAUUCAUCCGAGCGACUUCAGUCAAACCGCAUACCCUCAAUCCCAAGUGGAACGAGAAGUUUAGAUUUGACAUUGAUGACAUAUCAACAGAUUCAAUACAUUUGGAUAUAUGGGAUCAUGAUGACGAAAGUUCAGUACUGGAAGCUGUCAGCAAGUUAAAUGAGAUCCGAGGAGUAAGAGGCCUAGGUAGAUUCUUCAAACAAGUUUGCCAAUCAGCAAGGCAAAGUUCUCAGGACGAUUUUCUAGGAUGUGUAACGAUUCCCAUACAGAAAGCUUUUUGGAAGGUCUGUCCAUUCAACAAAGAAAUUCGGGGUGACAUUGUAGCUUCGCUUAGAAAAGGCACUCCUGAAUGGUUCAGGUCCUUAAAGUUUUCUGUGAUCGCUUCGGACGAAUACGAUCCUACGUUUGUGGACUUCUGUGCCGAACUCUACAUCCAACUCAGACAAGCUUUGUCCCAUUAUCACCCGAUCUUUGAGGGAACGAACGGCAUACCGUAUUUCAGCGUAGUGUUCAAGCAAAUGGACAGUCUCAUAGCAGAAGAAGUCGUGGCGUUUCUGCACCAAAAUGAACAUCCCGACACUGCUUAUAAUCGGCUGAUUUUCUCCGUAUAUCUGGAAGUCAAGGAUUUGGCUUCAUUUAGUCAACAUCUUCCCGUGGGAGGUGACCAUAAGUUACUUUUGUCGCAUUGUCAUGAUUGGUUCGAGCCAGCAGUUAGCUGUUGGCUUACGUCCUGUCGAGGAAGAGCUCUGCAAAGGGUUCGAACAGCGGUAAUGAUCCAAAAAAUUUGCGAAGGAGAGAAAUUCGUUCGACAUAGUUCAUCGUCUGUGGAUAUUGUAACAAUGUUUUGUCAAUUAAGAGAAUUUUGGCGUUACCUACAGUGGCCUAAAGCACAGUCAAUACUGUUAGUAUCCCAAUUGUUGGACUGCAUUUGCUCUGCGGCCUUACUUUACGCCGAUACCAUAUACCAAGGACUGAUGGAGACUGGAUAUUUUGAUAAACUGGGACCUUUUAGAAUUAGCGACGAAUUGUGCAUAUCUGUGAAUAAUCUCGAAUACGUUUAUCACUUCGUUUCAUUGUUAGAAAACUAUUUCGAUUUUCUUACUCUACAAUCGUUAACGACAGAGACGCAGUUUUCUCCUUUAACCACCCAACUAAGCAGUACUUUGAGCCAAUUCCAAAUUUGGGACUUCACCCUCGUUGAAUUUAACCACCAAAUGGAGAGCGGAGUCAACAGCGACGAACUUCCCGCCAUGUUCCACGAGAGACUUCACGCUGCCUUGGAGCUUAUCGUAGAAUUCUUCCAUGCAGACGGCCAAGGCAUCAGCAUGGACCUUAUACGAUCUCCGUUUUAUCAACAGGUUGAAGAGAAACUGCAGUAUCAUAGAACCGAUACAGAGACUUUAAUAGAAAUGUUCUACAGUCAACGACUACAAGAACAGAUUACCAUACAGACCAGUCCGUAUGGCUCUCUAGCAGUGAGAGCAUAUUUCAAUCACGAUUCGCUGUGCGUUGAGGUGCUACAUGCCAGAGACAUCAUUCCCCUCGACCCCAAUGGUUACAGUGAUCCCUUUGUCAUUAUAGAACUAUUGCCGCACAGAAUGUUUCCGCUCUGCAGCACUCAACAGACCAACGUCCAUAAAAAGACGCUUAACCCCAAUUUUGACGAAUGUUUUGAGUUUAGCGUAUCCUUAGAACAAUGCCGGCGUCCGGAUACCAUGAUUGGUUUCACAGUGAUGGAUCAUGAUGUUAUAACUGCCAAUGAUUUCGCCGGAGAGGCAUUUUUAUCCUUAGGUAAUAUACCAGGAGUAGCAGAUAUCGGGACUGGUGUGGAAAAUUUCCAUGGACUGAAACCCGUCGAACUGAUUUUAAUGCAACAACACCAAAGAAAUCAUCCAAUUUUGCAAAUAUUGGAAUACAGAUCCGGCGACAAAGUUGCUGCCGAAUUCGUCAAGAAGCAAAAGCAGCGAUUUGCCGUCAAAUAA